Messenger RNA from Sesamum indicum (sesame), 1179 nucleotides. RefSeq names its product urease accessory protein G (gene UREG). The record is from RefSeq and is a predicted model, not a curated record. Gene Ontology annotation, biological process: urea catabolic process. Lineage: Eukaryota; Viridiplantae; Streptophyta; Magnoliopsida; Lamiales; Pedaliaceae. Gene Ontology annotation, molecular function: GTPase activity; nickel cation binding.
AUUCUGCUCAUAAUUGCAUCUCUUAUCUCUGCCUUGACCUUCGUCGACUCCAUUCAAACGUAGUGUCCAAUGGCGUCUAAGAACAAUCAUGUACACGGCCACAACCACGACCACGAGCACGGCCAUAGCGGCCAUCACCACCACCAUCACGGCAAUGAGGAAUCAUGGGUUGGCCCCGAUGGGAAAGUUUACCAUAGCCACGAUGGACUGGCGCCGCACUCGCACGAGCCCAUUUACUCCCCAGGCUACUUCAGCAGAAGAGCACCUCCACUUGCAAACAGGGAUUUCAGUGAAAGAGCGUUUACUGUUGGUAUCGGCGGCCCCGUCGGCACUGGAAAAACGGCUUUGAUGUUAGCUUUAUGUGAAUCUCUGAGGGAUGACUACAGUCUUGCAGCUGUGACAAAUGACAUAUUUACAAAAGAGGAUGGUGAAUUCUUGAUAAAGCAUGGAGCUCUGCCUGAGGAAAGGAUUCGUGCUGUAGAAACAGGUGGCUGCCCACACGCAGCUAUUAGAGAAGACAUCAGCAUUAAUCUUGGGCCUCUUGAGGAGCUCUCCAAUUUGUAUAAAGCGGAUAUACUCCUUUGUGAAUCUGGCGGAGACAAUCUGGCUGCCAACUUCAGCAGAGAACUGGCUGAUUAUAUAAUUUAUAUAAUCGAUGUAUCUGGUGGUGACAAAAUUCCUCGAAAGGGAGGUCCAGGAAUUACGCAGGCCGACCUCCUUGUGGGUGUUAUGCUGGUCAUAAACAAAACUGACAUUGCAGCAGCAGUUGGAGCUGAUUUAUCUGUCAUGGAACGUGAUGCACUCCGAAUGAGGGAUGGUGGUCCAUUUGUUUUUGCUCAGGUAAAGCAUGGUGUUGGUGUUAAGCAAAUUGUAGACCACGUUUUACAUGCCUGGGAAAGAGCAACAGGGAAGAAGCGUCAUUAGUUGAUCUCCGAAAGUUCCCCUCCCCCGGGCGUAUUUUCUAUUACGUGCUUUUUCCGCCUGUUCUAGCAACCUUUAUCCAUCGCAUUUGCUCAAAAUGAUGUACUUUAGUUGUGGAUCUUUCAAUUUUCUUUUUUCCUGUACCAAUAGAAGAACUUUAUGUCUAAAUAAAUGGUGAACAAAUAACUAUUCUGGUAUAUGGUUCUGAAUGUUGCACUUAUAUUAUACAAUUAUGCAUAUGGGACAGGAUUACAUCAA